CGUACAAAAUGCCAGCAGUAUUCUGAGCGGAUGGAUUUAACCUAUUUAUUUGAAUCUAAAAGCAAUGUUGUGAGAGUUGUGACGCGGAAAUGCCCGUUUUGACGAUGACUGGAGAACGUUAUGUGUUGUAACGGUCCGCCAAUGACGGAAAGUUGACGAACAUUUGAUCUAUUUUUUUUUAUUAUUCAACAAAAUAACGUGAUGCUGUCAUUAAUGAGAAACGCCUUUUCUAGUCCUCACGCGACACCGCGACGCGUCGUUUAGUGUUUUCUGAGGGAGAGUAACGUUAGUGCGCGUUAUUCUGAGAGACGGCGUCUGGUGUGCGUUCCUCAGAGGUUCAGUGUGAAGUGUGCGUUCUUCUGAGGGUCAGUGUGUAGUGUGCGUUCUGUUGAGGGACACAGUGGGUAUAGUGUGCGUUCUUCUGAGGGUUGAUGUUCUGCUGGCCGCUCGUGCUGCUUGUGAUGGGCUGCAUUCAGAGCAUCAGAUGCAAACCCAAGAGUUUCCGGGACAGCAUCGUGGUUCUGGAGGUGAACUCCUCCAUCGACUCGAACCCCACCAGCAUCGACGAGUCCUCCGGCGUGGUGCUGCGCUACCGCACGCCGCAUUUCCGCGCGUCCGCCAGGGUCGUGGUGCCGCCGGUGGCCGGUAAAGAGAGCUGGACGGUCGGCUGGAUCCAGGCGUGCAACCACAUGGAGUUUUACAACAAAUACGGAUCCAAAGGGAUGUCCAGCUGGGAGCUGCCGGAUCUCCGAGAUGGAAAAAUCCAAGCCAUCAGCGACUCGGACGGCGUCAACUACCCCUGGUACGGCAACACCACUGAGACCUGCACCAUCGUGGGUCCCACCAAAAAGGACACCAAGUUCACCGUCAGCAUGAACGACAACUUCUACCCCAGCGUGACGUGGGGCAUCCCAGUGAGCGACAGCAGCGUGCCCAUGCUCAGCAGCAUCUGGAGGGACCAGAGCUUCACCACCUGGCUGGUGGCCAUCAACCAAGUGUCGGGCGAGAUCCUGGUGCUGCAGACGGUGCGCUGGCGCAUGCGUCUGCACAUCGAGGUGGAUCCCGACAAGCCGCUGGGACAGAGAGCCAGGCUGUGCGAGCCCAUCGCGCAGGAGCAGCCGCAGGUGCUGGGGAAGAACGAAGCCAUCCCGUCCAACGCCAUGGUCAAACCCAACGCCAAUGACGCUCAGGUACUGAUGUGGCGACCGCGGACGGGCGAGCCGGUGGUGGUCAUCCCUCCCAAACACUGAGACCAAAAGCGGUCGGGAAUCACUGUGCUAAACGCCGUUGCAAAAAGACAAAGUGGGAAUAUUACGUCUCGGACGAACGGAAAGAGCAUCGAUUCACGCUGCCUUAAGUUUACAUUGCUUUCACUGCAAACGUUUCGCCUUAAACCGAGUGCAAUGCAGUAAACCUUGCACAUCCUACCUGUCCGUAGAUUUGCACUGGAUGUGACCCAGUUAGUCGUGGUCUAACGGGACUGCGAUGACCGCCGCGCACACCCAACCAAACGAGGACAGUCAUUAUGCAUUCAGUGUUUUCAGCAGGAGCUUCAGUGUUUUAGUUUUCCGUCAACCAGCCACUUCCAGUGUGUUUUACAAGAGCCGAGAGUCCAAAAAUAUAUCUUUUCUACUACAUGUAAAUUUGCGGUGUCAGUCAGUGUCAAGACGUCGUGGCCAAUCGAUAGAGCGAAUACACAAACGAUCCGUUCUCCUGGUGUUUGAAUGAGAUGCGUGUGAAAGGCUGCAUCUGCUCUCGUCAUCGAUCUGCUCCUCAAAUCAAACUCCAUCAGUAGAAGCUGAAAGGAGAAACGUGUCGUUCCCGAAUGAAUGCGCUGAGAAAAUCAUGUCCAGGCCACAAUUCUGCACAAGAACUAGACAUUAUUUUCAAGGCAGUACUACAGAUAUGACCAUAAUGUACCUCAAAAGUUAGAAAUAAUUCAGAUUUUUAAAAUGUUUUUGAAAGAAGUCUCUUCUGUUCAA
Molecule: messenger RNA, 1982 nt
Organism: Sinocyclocheilus grahami
Lineage: Eukaryota; Metazoa; Chordata; Actinopteri; Cypriniformes; Cyprinidae
Product: protein FAM78A-like
Exons: 2
Coding region: 432-1250 (272 amino acids)
Source: RefSeq, a predicted model, not a curated record